AUGCAGUAUCAUCAAAAAAAGAAAGGGGCUUAUGUGUAUAACAGUUUGCCAUUGAAUACACCCUAUCGACAAACUUGUCGUGAAUCAAUCACUACAAUGAAUGCAGGCUCGAAUGAAGAUGCCACUGUACACUAUGAAGUUUUUUCACGUAAACGUUUUAAUAAGUGGAGUAAACAAUGCAGUGAUGUACGGGAUGUGUUAAGUAAACAAAGAGCUGCAACUGCUAGACGAGUUUCGCAAGAAAAACGUGAUUGUUAUGUAAAAGGCAGACUUAUUGGAUCUGGAUGUAUCGAUUUCAAUCGCUCAUCUGUACCUAUUCAAACAGAAUUAUACCUUGAAGAACUUACAGAGAUUAUUGAACAAGAUGAUUUUAGCACGCAAACGGAUGCAUUUUUAAGCAGACCAUCAACACCUAUAUAUGUACCAGCUAAAACUAGUAUUGAUAUAGAAACACAAAUCUAUGAAAAUGAUCUAUUCAAUUUUGACUUAGAAGUUCAGCCAUUUCUAGAAGUGUUAAUUGGCAAAACAAUUGAACAGGCUUUAUUAGAAGUUAUAGAUGAAGAAGAAUUAGCCAAUUUACGUCAACAACAACAAGCUUUAGAAGAAAUUCAUAAUGCUGAAUUAACUGAAAUCGCUAGACUUGAAGAUCGUAAUCAACGUUAUGUAGAAGAGAAACAAAGACGUUUGAAACAAUAUGAAAUAAGCGCUGGAUUAGCUAAAGAGACAGCAAGAAAAAUAGCAGCACAAGCAUUCACCAAGUCUUAUUUAGCCCCAUUGCUAAAAAACACUUAUGAAGAGUUAUUAGAAAGGGGCUACUUCUAUGAUUCCACUGAAAUAGAUAUUGAAACUCAUUUCUUUGAUUCUCUAGUUAAUGCUGUAUUAGAUUCAAUGGAGCAUGAACGAAGUGCACGUUUAUUACUUGAUGGUUUACUACGUGAGGUUGUAUGUCAACGUCAUACAGAAUUUCGUGAGUUAUCACGUUCAAUUUACGAAGAAAAGUGUAUCAAUGAAGUUCUUCCAUUACUUAGACAAGAUGUUGCAAUAUGGAUUAUUCAACAUUAUACUGUACUAACUAUUUCAUGUUUACAAUUAACACCUGAAGUAAUGGGUAUUUUGAAAGAAGAAGUGAUUAGUGAGAUAGAAAAUUCACUUGUGAAUAAAUUAACCGUAGAAGUUGAAGUACAGAAAGAAAUUACCUCCAAUGAUGAACAAUCUGAGGACUGUUGA
Heterobilharzia americana is the source of this 1227-nucleotide messenger RNA. NCBI's taxonomy places the organism in Eukaryota, Metazoa, Platyhelminthes, Trematoda, Strigeidida, Schistosomatidae. The record is from the annotation of a GenBank genome assembly.